AGCAAUUAGAUAGCAGGAAUAGACAAGAUUUGUCUCGCUUUGAUUUCAUAGGCAAGCCUUUUCACGAUGGCAGUUAUGUUAGUAAGAACAGCAAAUCUGUUAAUUAUAAAUCAAAGACAUAAGCGUGUUGAUAGUUCAUGCGGACUAAUGUAGACUUGUAUAACCACCUGCGGGUAAAAUGACAUUUUUUGCAUUCGCCUGUGGUAUAUUUUCAUUGGUGCAUCUACGUGUGCGCCGUUAUCGCGCAUUGCCAAGGUUUAUGCGAUGCCAUCGGCACUGAACUAAAUUACUAUUUGCAGGACUUGUUACGCUACUUCGGCACUAAAGUGCUUUAGCUAGUUUUAGCCUAAGGUUAUCAUUGAAAUAACAUGUGGAGUAGGCAGACAACAAUAAAAUAUGUAAUAUUAUCAAUGAUAAUAGCAAGUUUCGUUACAAUUUAUCUACAAUGGAUUUCGUCAAUGAAUAUUAUCCACAGUGGAUUUGCUGUUUCGGCUACGUUGGGAAACGAGGCUAUUUCUGAAAACAACAGCACACAAAAUGCGUCGAUCCAAUCUACAAUUAGGCAGAAAAGCGGGCAGGAAAGCGAUCGAAUUAAUAAGUAUGACUUGAAAAAGGUAUUGCGAGUCCUGAACUCUUCAGUGCUUAUGAAGGACGGUGAGGAACUUCGGCCACUGACAAACUAUAUUUUGCAACCCAGUAACUUAAUUUCUGGUAUUAAAAAUACUACAACUGAAAAAUAUCGGUGGUCGGCAAUCAAUGUCGUGAAGUCUGCGGUUAGAAAUAAAUACAGAAGAAUGGCAGUUCGUGAUACUUGGGGGGAAAUUGAGGAAUUGAAUGGAACUCGAAUCAAAACAGUAUUUAUUCUUGGAACAACAAAAAAUCAGACUGUACAAUCGUAUAUUGUCAAAGAGAGUGAAAAAUAUGGGGAUAUACUGCAGAUCGACAUCCCGGAUGAUUAUGAGCACGUUCCGGAUAAAGUCUUAGCUGGAAUGCAGUGGGUAUCCGAGUCACUUCCGGGACAUUGGAUUUAUUCGUCGGCUGAUGAUGAUAUCGCACUGCAUGUACAUAAUUUCGUUGGAUUCAUCUACGACACAAUGAAAAACAAUACCAAUGAGACUACUGACAAUCUUCAACCCCAAAAACUUCCAAUAAUUUGCAUUUAUAGCUUUAAUCGCAAGGAUAAACCAGCGAGAGAUAAGGAAAGUAAAUGGUACAUGCCAAAGGAAACGUAUCCUCCAUCGACGUGGCCGCCUUAUUGCCGAGGAGGAUGGUACACAAUGCCAGUAGACACGGCUAAAAAACUUCACUCCGUUUCUCGGAGAGCACGUUCACUGUAUCUGGACGAUGUAUGGAUAACUGGGAUUUUGAGAAUCAAAAUGCUCAUUGUAUAUUCGAACUUAGAAGAAAAAUCCUUAAUAGAUGCUGGAAUUACCGAUGCUCCUCUAGCACUUCGCAAUAAUGCGGAUUUAAUUUAUGGCAAAGGCGAAGAUAAUCUUGACAAAGUACUCGUCAGUCAUGUAUGGGGAAAUAUAAAAAAAAAACAAGUAAAUGUAGCUAAUAGACUUAGAAAUAUAUGGAUCGCUUGGACCAAAAAACAGCCAUUAUUACUGGUAAAGAACCCGAAAACUCAGAACAUUAAAAUUGACAAUCAGAAAGGAGACGAGUAGAUUGCAAGUCUUUAGAUUCGAAAAUUUAUUGUUUUCAAUGGUGUUGAAGCCGGACGCAAAAUUUUGAUUUUGCCGUAGUCGGGAUUUCAACAUUUUGCUGGUCACAAUUGAAGUUCAAAUUUUGACAGAACUCCAAAAGGCUUCAAAUGUACUGAGCAUUUUCAACAGACAAACAAACUUGCAUUCCUCAAAGUUUUUGCUUUGAUUUUUUUGGGGUCGGAGUCAAAAUUUUUUCAAUCGCGCGAGAGCUUGAACCUCUUUUUGCGUGACUUGGAGUCGGUAAAUUUUACCCGAUUCCACAACAUGCGGAAUAGGAUACCACACUUCUCUCAGGAAAAGGUUUCAAAGACGUCUAGAGUUCAGAGAUUUCAGUGUGAAAUCGAAAUUGAUUCUUUUAGGAAAAAAUUCAAGUCGUAUGACUAAUAUUCUAAUUUUUGAUCAAAUUGGCCAAUUUUGAAGUGGAAUAUGCAUUAUUGUUUCGCUAUGCUUUUUGUAAAACUAUAGAAUCGGGUUGUUAGGUUUGAAAUAUAUUUAUUCAAAGCAAGGUGCCUUUGAUUAGAUAAUAAUAUUUAUAAAUAGUGGUGACGUAGUCACGCUUUUCAUUUCACUAUUUUAGAUAUAAUUGAGCAUCAUUCCACUGUCUAAUAAUUAGAUAUUUUAUGUUUAAUAGUUUUCAACUCUAUGCUCAGCGAGAGACUUUCUCCUUAAACUGUUUUUUAGUUCAUUUUGUUUCAGCGUUUAGCACCUUUUUUAUUGUACCUCUGGAAUAUUACCUUCUUUAUUAAUUUUCACUAAAAUUAUUCGUUAAUGUGAGAUAAAAAGGAAAAUAUAAAACAUUGAUAUGUUUUAUUAGACCAGCGGUUUUCAAUACAUCAUUCUGCCUAUUCGAAAUUCUUGAUGAGAACUUCUGAACGAAUACUCAGAGAUAUUUUUACGUCGCUAUGAAUAAACUGUUUCUUCCGUUUGUUA
Styela clava is the source of this 2636-nucleotide messenger RNA. RefSeq names its product beta-1,3-galactosyltransferase brn-like. Gene Ontology annotation, cellular component: Golgi membrane. NCBI's taxonomy places the organism in Eukaryota, Metazoa, Chordata, Ascidiacea, Stolidobranchia, Styelidae. Gene Ontology annotation, biological process: protein O-linked glycosylation. The record is from RefSeq and is a predicted model, not a curated record. Gene Ontology annotation, molecular function: hexosyltransferase activity.